AUGGCACCACUCUGGGAACUGGCCAUCCCAGAACCAUCAUGUCUCAGCCUUCUAUUAUUAUCAGGCUUUCUGAUUUGGGGGUUUUGGAUGCUGUUUUCUGGAAAGCUGAGCCGGACACAGGCGACAGUCAAGGCAGACGCAGAGAUUUCAAAGCAGCAUAAGUUGAAAGAUAUUCAGAAAUUCACAGCUCCACAGUGGGAAGAAAACCUCAGGAUGAACUUCAUGGAAGGUAACCUGACAUGUCUUUCAGGAUUCCCUAUGGGAUGGGCCCAGGAGUAUAUACUCUGGUCAAUGGACAGAAGUCUUCAGCAGAUCUUCCAACACCUAGAAAAUGCAAGGUCAAGUCUUAUGGAACUGUGCUUGCCCGAGUCACAGAAUGUGAUUGCUUCUUCCACCUCAUCUGUUAUUAUGACUCAGGAGCCUGUUCCUCCCAGUUGUGACUGUAAGAAGGCCAAACAUAUUGACCAGAGAAUCUCCUCUGGAACUUCAAGCAGUGACUCUAGUCUGUCUCAUCUUCCAGUCUUUUCAGAAACAAAUUGGCAAUUCCGCAGCUCUAGUUUACCUACAUUCUCUACAAAAAAAUCGACGGUAUUCAGGGACAAAGGUUCAUCUCUACCUUCUCUUCAGCUCUCAGAGCUUGGCAAACCCACAUUUUUUCAGAAUUUGGAAGCUUUUUCACCCUUAAUGUCUCAAAACUCUUUUACCAAUUCAGUCUUUGAAUGCUCAGAUGUCUUUGAAGAACAGAAGAAAACAAAGGCUGAGAGAAGGAGCAAAAGUCACCUGACAUCAGAUCAAGAGCCAGGUGUUAUUUCCGAAAUGAGACCACAAUUCCCAGAGUGUACAUUAAUCCAGCUCUCUCCUAUAGCUAAAUGGGAGUUAGAAGGACACAUGGCUUGGAAAGUUUGCACUUUGCGGAAACAAACAGUACCUCUGGCUGUGAGAGAAUCCUGGGCUAUGCUGAAUUAUUUAUCUGAGGUACAAAGAGAAGUCCCAGAGCCAGAGAAAACCCAAGUCCAAUUAUCUAUGCCCAUGCAUCAAAGUACUGAGCAAAACAGCAACAACAAAUCCUCAGACCUAUCAUCAUUUCAGUUAAAAAUGAACAUUGGAGUGGAGUCUGGAUUAAGUAGAACAAAAACAAAAAUUUCACAGUCACUUAUACCAGCUAAACCAUUGCAACCUGGAGAUGGCCCUCAAAUGCUUGGAUUGAAGCCUUUAGUUACAUCGAUGGGCACUCGACCUCCGCAAAGUGUAGGAGUUGACAUAAUUCAAGAGGAAACUACUUUUCUGCAAAAGGACCCAAAACAUAUACUAGAGCUUAGUAUAGAGCAGAGGGUUAUAGGUCUUCCAGAGAAAAAUAUCCAGCAACAAAAGACCCAAGUGACCAACAUGGAGUUGACCCCAAGGCUACCAUGUCAAGACACAGAUAGCAUAAAGGUAACCCCUCUGGCAUUGCUUCAGGUAAUGGAUUCAAUGGGGAUGAUCCCAGAGUCACAUUCAGAAGUGAUAGAAUCUGUGGGUUUAUUCACACAGUUGCAAAAUAAAGCUAUGAAACGAACACAAGGCAUGAAAACAAUGACUGAAAGUCACAAACCAUUGUUUGAAGUCACUAAAGCAGUGGAAGUAAUCCCAGUAUCCCAGUGUCAAAUUAAGGAGUCAAAAAUGCUGAUGUCAAGAUCAGUGAAGCAAGACACAGACAAUGUGAAGGUAACUCCUGUAGCAUUGCUUCAAGUCAUGGAUUCUAUGGGAAUGACUGAAAAAUCACACCCAUGUAUCUUAGGAUCUGUGGAAAUGACCCCAAGGCCACAAUACCCAGACAAAGAAUCUAUGAAAAUGAACACACUGUCAGAUCAUCAAGUUCUAAGACCAGGAAAGAUGAGCUCACAACAUACAGCCACUGAAACUGUGGAAAUGACCCCAGAGUCACAGCAUAAAGUUAUAGAGUCAGUGGGGAAAACCUCUAGUUCACAAAGUAAAGUCAAAGAACUAGAGGCUAUUCCAGCAUCAAUAUGUCAAAAAACAGAAUCAUCAGAAAUGAUCUCCGGGACAUCACCUCAAGUCAUGGACUACAUGAAAGUAACUCCAGUAGCAUUAUUACAGACUAUGGAUUCCAUGGGGUUAAUUCCACCAGCACAACCACACAUUACAAGACCUGCUGGUUUGACCCCAGACUCACAGUCUCAAGUUGCAACUUUGGACCCAAGGAUAACUCAAUCAGAUGUCUUGACUUCUAACUGUCCUACUACUCCUGGUUCACUUGGAUUUGCAGAAUCUGUGGACUUAUCUCUAAAAGCAAUACCUAAAGUCAUGAAAUCAGAAGAAAAGGUUUCAGCACCAUCACAUUAUUCUAUACAUUCUCUAAAGAUAACCCCACGAGGGUCACCUGUGGGAAUUAUCACAGCUUUACAGCCACAAGAUGUACAAACUAAAGAUCUGACCCCAACACUAGCAUCUCAAGAUAAGGAAUCUCUGGAGAUUACUCCUAUCCCAUGGACCCAAGUACUAGACUCUAUAGGAAUGACUUCACCAUCACAUCAACACAGUAUAGAAUCUAUGUCAUUAACUUCAGGGUCACUUCCUCAAGCCAAGGAAUCUUUGAGGUUGACUCCAGAACAUCAAAUCCUAGAACAUUUAGAGAUGAUUCCAAAGCAAAGUCACCAAGUUAUGGAAACUACUGGAUUGACCUCUGACACAUGCCUACAAAGGAAGAAAUCUGUAGAGUUGACACAAUUGAGUCAUCAAGUAAUAGAAUCUUUAGGGACAAUUCCAACAUCACUGGGUCAAGGUAUAGAAUCUAUGGGAAUAAAUCAAAAGCCACAGCAAAGAGUAACAGAAUCUGCAGUAAAGACUACAGUACUACUGCCUCAAAGUAUAGAGUCAGCACCAAAGCUUACAAUUACAGAUGCUAUAGAGUUACCCCCAGGAUUACAAAAUGCAGAAUCUGGAAAAUUGACCUUGGGACCCAAAUUACAAUGUAUAAGAUCUGUAGAUGUAACCACAAAUUCAACCCCACAUAUAGUAAAAUAUGAACAGCUGAUCCCAGGUGUGAACUCUAAAGAAUUGCCCCCAGAAUUUCAACCACUGAGUGUAAAAUCUGCUGAAUUAUCCCAAGCAUCACAGUGGCAAAGUAAGAAACCUAUAGAGGUAAUACCUAGUUCACAGUCUCAAGGUAUAAGAUAUGCUCCUUUGACCUUGGGGCUUCCAAGUGUAAGAACUGUGGAGGAGGCCCUAAGAUCACCAAAGGAAGGUAAGGAAUCUGUUGAUCUGGUUCCAGAGCCAUGCUUACAAAAUAUAAGAUCUAAAGAUAGAGCCUCAGUAUUGUCACCUGAAGAGGUAAAAACUCCUCAAAUGGUAGCAUGUAGGAAGCAAGAUAUAAAACAUGUGGAGGUGGUUCCAGGGGCAUACAUUCCAACAGUUCUAUCUGUAGAGUUGAAGCCCAAACCAAAUAAUCAAAUCAUCAAACCUGAAGGACUGACCUCAUGUAAUCAAACUCCAAAAGCUUGGGGGAUGAUCUUGGAGCCAGUGAAGCAAGAAACUGAAUCAAAGUUGACCUUUGACACUUGUCAUGAAGUAAAAGAAUCUGUGGGGGCGACACAAACAUCUUUAGGAUACAUCUCAGGGUCACUGAGCCCAACUUCCAAAUUUCUGCAGAUGAACCCACUGUCACCUAAAUGUACUCCUGAGACACUGCUCCAAAGUGUAAAAAUCAUGGGGGAAAUGCCAGUGAUGCAACACACAAGCCAGGGCUCUCUGGGGUUGGUACCAGGACCAGAGAAACAAAGUGUGAAAUCAGAGAUGUUCACUCCAGAGUUCCAACGUAUGAAGUUUGUUCAUCUGGAUGCAGAGCCAUAUUCAGGAGUUGUAAACUAUGAGGAGCUGAUCACUGAACCACAAUUUGAAAACGUAGAAUCCAUGCCACUGACCUCAGGACCACAGUCCCAAAGUAUAGAACCUGAGAGACUCACUCUAGAACCUCUAAUGUCUGAGAAACAGUGUAUGGACUUUACUCCACAGGAAGAAUCUAGGCCAUUCAUUCCUGAGCCACAGUUGCUGCAUGCUGAAUCAAGGAGACUGUCCAUGGAACCCCAUUUACAAGUGAAAGGUUUUACUACCAGACCAACGGAUCAAGAAACAGCACCAGCAGAAUUAGCUUCUGCUAUCUGGCCACAAAAGGAGGAGUCCAUGAAAUUAACACCACAACAAGUUACAGAAAUUGCUGGGGUAAAGCCAAGGCACUAUUUUCAAAAAAUUUCAAGGUCAACUCCAGGGCUAGGCUACCAUGACACAAAAACUGUGAGGCCAACUUAUGAAGCAUUAGCACAAAAAUCAACAGGUCAAACUAUGGAAUCUACAGGAAUGAUUGUCAGGCCACACCUUCAAGUUACAGAGACAUCCGUAAGGCCAGAAUCUGAAAACAUAGAAAUGGUAGGAGGGGCAUUGUUCCCGGUGAAAAACAUCCAGCAGGCAAUGCCAGCACCAUCAUAUUCACAAAAAGUGUCACUAAGAUCAGAGAUGAAGUAUAAAAAAACAGAGCCACUGCUGGAAAUUUUGAAGUCUGUGAAAUUAACCUCCAAAUUAGCCCCAAUAGUGCUAGGAUCUAAACAGUUUACUACAGAACUAAAACCACAUGUUGGGGAGUUGGGCUCAAGGCCACAGUCCCAGGAAGUAAAGCCUAGGCAGUUGGGCCCAGAAUCAAAACUACAAGACAUGAAAUGUGCUAAUUUAAUUCAGCAAUCAAUUCCCAAAGUGGUGGAUUCUGAGAAAGUGAUACAACAGACAGUACUAUCAAGUACCAGACCAGAGGCAUUGACUAAAGACCCACAGCUCCAAGGUGUGAAAUCAAUCCCAGGGCCACUACUGCAAAGUGUCAGAUUUUCAAAGUCAUCUCCAAGAUCAUUUCUUCAAGGAAAAAAACCGCUGGGUUUUACCCCACAAUGUGGGGUGAAAUCUAAUGAAGUAACCCCAGGUUCCCCAAUACAAGAAAUCAAAUUGUCAGAUUGUAUCCCAGGGCAAAAGCAUCAAAGUAUACAGUUAACUCCAGAACCACAAACUCAAGGUGGGAAAUUUAGGGAACUAAGCUCAGGACCGUGCUUGCAGGAUGUAAUAUUUCCUGAUUUGACCCCAGAACCAAAGAAUCAAGAUUUCAAAUGUGUGCAGAGUAUACCAAAAACACAGUUUAAAGAUGUGAAGACCUUAAAGUUUGUAGCAGAGUUACCUCUACAGUCAAGCCAACUGUUCCCAGUUAGGGAUAUGAAAUCUGUUCUGUCUCCUAUUGUAUCACAGUUUUAUAGCAAGGAACAUAUGAAAUCAGCGUCACAACUACACUCCCACAGUGUGAAGUCUGAGGAAAUACAUGUAGGACCAAGGCAGGAAGAAGUCAAAUUUUCUGAAUUGACUUCAGGGCCAAAACUUCAAGGUGUCAAAUUUGGGGAGCAAGCCCCAGGGUUCACGUUUCAUGGUGUGAAACCUGUGGCUGUGAUUCCAGAGUUGGGACGUCAAGAUUCUAGUUCAGUAAAGGGAAGUCCUAAACUUCAAGAUAAGAAACAAGCAGGGCAUAACCUUGGGCCACGGCUACAAGAUGUCAAAUUUCGUGACCUGAUAUUAGAAACUCAACCACAAAGUGUGAAAUCUUCAGAGUUAAAGGCAGGGCCACAGUUACAAUGUGUGAAAUUUUCUGAAUUGCCCCCAGAAUCAAAUAUACAUGGUAUAAGAUCUGUGGAGUUAUGCUCAGACCCUGAGCAACAAGGGGUCAAGCCUAAGCUGUCAGUACCACACCAACAGUUUCAAGACCAUACACCAAGGUUUGAAAGUGACAUUACUUAUAAAUUAGCCUCAAAACAACAAAAACCAGAUGCAAAAUAUAUGGGAUUGACUCAUGAGUUGCAGCUGCCAAGUGUAAACUCUUGUGAGUUAGGGGAUAGGAAAUCGUCUGAAUUGAUCCAACAACGACAGUUGCAAGACACAAAAACUGUGGAGUGGAUCCCAGUCUCAAAGCUUCAUUUUAAAUCUGAUUUAUUGACUUCAGAGCCACAGGUGGUAGAUAAAAAUUCUGCAACCUCAACUCUAGGAAAUUACCUAAAAGAUAUAAAAUCCAUGUUUCAAACCCAUAAUUCACACCUGGAAGAUGAGAAAUCUGUGAAGACAACCUCAGGACCACAGCUACAAGAUCUCACAUCUGUGGAAGCCAUUCCAGAUUCUGAAUGUGAAGAUGCAAACUUGGAUGACUUCACUCUGCAUUCAAGAACUGAAGAGUUUAAAGCUAUAGGGUUGGUUCCAGGUAUACAACUGAAAUCUAGUCUUGAGAUGCAGGGUGAUAAUUCUGUGCCUUUUGCCCUAGGACCUUUGUGCCCAAAGCUUCACCUUCAAGUUGGAAAACAUGAGGAAUUGACUUCAGAGUCACAAAUACAAGAUAGCAAAUUUGUGGAGAAGACCUCAUGUUUAAAGAUCCAAAGUUUAAAAUCUGCAAAGGAGACUACAGAACCAGAGAUGCAACAUGUGAAAUCUGCAAACUUGAUCCCAAAGUUAAAGAGGCAAGUGGUAAAAUCUGCAAAUGCAGCCAGAAGACAAAAGCCUCAAGGAGUACAAUCUAUAGAUUUAGCCCCAAGGCAACAGUUUCAUGGGAUGGAACCUAUGAAUUUAACUCCUGGCUCACAAAAGGAUAGUGAGUUGUCCGGAAUCUCACUGGCACAGCAAUAUGGGAAUUCAGAACAGUUGAGAAAAGGUACUAAGUCAGAAGAUGGCUUAUAUUUGGAGUUAAUUCCAAAGCCAAUAAUUAAUUCUUCCAAGUUGACUCAACAACCAGAGCAGCUCCAAGUGAAACCUCUGGAGUUAACUUCAGAAGCACAACUUCAGGACAUGACAACUCUUAUAUCAAAACAAGAAUCACCAUUUAAAAGUAGAAACUCUGUUCAGUGGACACCAAAAUCUGAGUUAGAAGGGGUGAAAUCUUUAGGCUUAAAUGUUGGGUCACAAGCUCAAGGUGUUCAAUCUGCAGACUCAAUGUCUUUGGUAAACUCAAGAGAUACAAAGUCAUCUGGAUUAACAUUAGUGCCUCAAACUCAAGGUACAACAUUUACAGAAUUCAAUAUCCAGCCACAGUUGCAGAGAGGGAAAAACCCAGAGCUGAAUCCAGGGCCACAGCUGCAAAAAGAGAAACUUUUUGUGUCAGCCUCAGCACCACCACUUCAAGAUAUGAAAACUGUGGCAACAAGCCAAGAUCUACAGCUUGGAAGUAUGGAGUCAAGCCAGUGGAUGCCUGUACUAGGGUUUCAAGGUAUGAACUCUUUGCUAGGUUUUGGGUCACAAUCUCAACCUAUCAAUCCUAUAGAAUGGAAACCUUUGCUACAGUUAAAAGAUGUGACAUCAUCUCUGUUGACUCCAAGUUCAAAAUUCCAGUACCAUGAGCCUCAAGUUGAUUUGAACCGUUGUCUACAGUUUAGGGAUAUGAAGUCAUGUGACCUGGCUUUGACGUCAGAGCCCUGUGAUGUAAAAUCAAUCAUGUCCAAACCUAUGCUUCAGUUGCAAGAUGAGAAGUCUCCUGAGUUUAAUCCAAGAUCACAUCCUCAAGAAGUGAAACUCAUACAGUCAUGCCUAGGAGCACAGCUUAAAGGUGUGAAGUCUCCAAUGGCUACAGAAGAGUCACUGUUUCCUGGGUUGAAAGCUGCAAUAUUAAACCAAAGACUACAACUACCAAGUAAUAAAACCACAGGAUUAAACUCUUCAUUGUACUUGAAAAGUAUGAAGACAUCUGAAUCGACUCUUCAGAAAAACCUUCAGGGUGUGAAAUCUGAGGAGUUUAAUUCUGUGCAAGGUCUAAAACCUUCUAAGAAGCCGUUUGAGGCAGAGUCCCAAGAUAUAGUCCUUACUGGGUUAAACACCCAUUCACAGUUGCAAAGCCUGCCAUUUUCUAAAGAAAACACAGGGACAAAUAUUCAAGGUCUCAAAUCUAAGGAUGUCAAUAUCGGGUCAUUGUUACAAGGCAUGAAAUGUUCUGAAAGAACCUCAGAGAUAAAGCUUCAAGGUGCAAAAUCUAAAGAAUGCUGCCACGGCACCCGGCUGCAAGUUGUAAAAUCUUCUGAACUGAUCCUAGGACCAACGCUUCAAGACAUGAAAUUGGAAUUCAGCCCUGAGUCACAAUUAAAAGGGCUGACAUCUUCUAGGAUAAUUCCAGACACAAAGCUUCAAGAUACAGAAUCUAAGAAGUUCAAACCUGAGCCACAGUUGCAGGGUGCAGAAUAUUCUAAGUUGAAACUGGGAGCAGAGCUUCAAAAAAUCAAAUCAGUGGAAUACAAGUCAGGCCCACAGUUACAAGAUAUAAAAUCUUCUGAGCUGAUCACAGGUAUACAGCUUGAUGAUGUGAAAUCUAUGAGUCAUAGGCCUGAACGACAAUCACAGAGAGUAAAAUCUUUUGAAUCUCUCCUAAGGGAAAAGCUUCAAGGUGUGAGAUCUGUAGAACUGAAGUUUAGCCCAGUGUCACAAGAUAAGAAAUCUUCUGGUUUGACUCUAAGGAAAAACUUUCCAGGUACAAAAUCUGUAGAGUCACGCCCAGAUCCACAACUAGAAAAUAUAAAAUGCUCUGAACUGAUCAUGGGUAUAAAACUUAGAGAUACAAAGUCUACAGGCUUUAGAUCUAGAUCACAUUUUCAAGGUAUAAAACCAGCUGAAGUGAUCCCUCAGUCAAAAUUUCAAGAAGUGAAAUCAGUGUUGAACUCUGGGCCACAAAGUAAAAAACCUGAGUCGAUGAAGCUUCAAAUAAAGAACUCUACAGAAGUUAGUCAUGGUCCAGAAUUUCAGGUGGCAAAACUAUCUGGUCUAGCCUUGGAAUCAAAGAUUCACAAUAAAAUACCUUCUGAACUCACUGCUGGAAAGCAGUGGCAAGAUGAGAAACCUUACACAGUAAACCCGUGGCCAGACCUUCAAAAUUUAAACUUCAUGUUCAAUCCUGGACCACAUUUACAACAUACAAACUCUUCAGAAUUAUGCAAAGAGACAAAACUUCAAGAUAUGAAACUUUUGAAAUUUGCUUUUAACCAACAAUUAAAAAAUACAAAAUCUUCUCAGUUAUGCUUGGGAACCAAGCUUCAAGAUAUGAAAUCUUUAGAUUUGCAAAGCAUCAGAUCUGAACUGAAUCUUGAAUCAAAACCUCCAGAUAUAAAAUCUAAGACAUUCUGCCUUGGACAUUUGCAAGAUAUGACUCUUUCUGCCUUAAUUCCAGACCCAAAGCUUCAAUAUCCAGAUUCUCUUGAGUACAACCCUGUGAAACAAUUACAAGCUAUGAAUUGUUCUGAAUUAACUGCAGCUUCAAAACUUGAGGGUAUGAAGUCUUCUGAGUUGAAUCCAGAGACUGAGAUUCAAAGUGAGCCAUUUCAGGUGUGCACUCCUGAACAACAAAGUCAGGAUCUGAAAUCUGGAUUCAUUGCAGAGUCAUGGUCCUUUGGUGUUGUACCUACUGGGUCCAGUGUUGGUCCACAGAUGCAGGGAUCACUUUCUUCUGCACUGUAUCCAAGGUCCGAAUCACAGUGUAUAAAUCCUAUGGAGUAUAUACACACACCACCCACCCAGGAUGUAAAAUUGCUUGAGUUGACUUUGGGGACAAAAUGUAAAGGUAUAACAUCUUCUGAGUUGAACCCAGAGACAGAAAUUCAAAGCAAGCCAUUGAUGGUGUGCAGCCCUGAACAUUUGCAAAGUGUAAACUCUUCUGAGUUGACUUCUGAGACAAAAUGUCAAGAUACAAGAUUUGAAGGUAAUCUGGGGACAAAGAUUCAAAGUGAGAUUUCUAAGAUGUGCAGUCCUGGCCCACAGAGGCAAGGAUUGAGACCUGGAUCAAUUUCAGAGACACAGUUCCUACAUGAAGCAGGGAGAAGCUGCAGCCCUGGGCCACAGACACAGUGUGUAAAUUCUUCAAUGUUAAAUCAAGGUUCAAAGUCACAAUGUGUAAAUUCUGUGGAGUACACCCAUGCACCACCUUUGCAAGGUAUAAACUCUUUUGAGCUGACUUCAGGGGCAAAAUGUAAAUGUAUAAAAUCUUCUGAUUUGAAUCAAAUGUCAGAACUUAAAGGUACAAGAUCUUCUAUUUUUGACUUUGCACAAUUUUUACACAAUAUAAAAUGUGAAAUGACUCCAGGGACAAAGCUUCAAGGCACUGCAUCAAUGGAGAUAAACUCUGACCGACAGCCACGAGGUGUGAAUCCUUCUGAGUUGAAUUCACUGUCAGAACGUCUGUGCGUAAAUUCCAUUACAUUUAAUGUAGGACCAGAUAUGCAAGGCACAAAACCCUCUGACUCGAAUCCUGGGUCAGAAUCUCAAGGUGAAUCUAUUUUACUCAAUUCUGAACCACAUUUACAUGAUGUGAAAUCUUCAGAGUUAGCUUCAGGGACAAAGUUCCCAGAAGUCGAGUGUUUGGAGAACAAUCCUUGGUCACAACAACAAGUUGUGCAAUCUGUGUUCACUAGUGGUGUAGAAUCAGGGGUGUCUGCGCCAGGGGUAACACAUGAAGAGGUCAAAUCUGAGAAGGUGAAAAAUGAGGCACUGGCUUGUAGUACAAAUUCUGGGAAAUUGACUUCAGGCUGUGAGAUGCAGGGUAUAAAAUCUGAGGUGUCUACACAUGAGUCAGGUUUUCAAAAAGUAAAACCUAUGCAGUUAAGUCCAGGGUCAAAUCCUCAAAGAGUGAAUUGCAGAAAGUUUCCCUCACACCGGAGGCAGCAUAGGGUGAGGUCUGUAGCAUCUGACUCAGAGUCGACUUUUCCAGGUGCAAAGUCUUUGGGGUUGAAAGUAGGCCGGAGACCCCAAGAUGUGAAUUCUAAGAAGUUGAAUCCUUGUUUCAGGCAUAAAUCUAUGGUGUUGGAAUCAAAUCUGUGUUCUCAAGAUGUGAAAUCUAUUAAGUCAGACUUCUGUUCACAACCUCAAAGUUUUUCAGAGUUUCCCUCAUGCCCCAGUCCACAAUGUGUUAACUCUGAGAUCUCUGUACCAGAGCCAUGCCAUCAGGACAUUCAAUCUGUAGAAUUGAUACCAGAGUCCCAACAGUGGAGUACUCGCCAAGAGUUGCAUUCAGGAUGGGAAAAUAUGAAAUCAGUGGCAUCUGCACCAGAACCCACCAAGAAACUCCUAUCAGGACCAAUGAUGACUAGUGUCAAAAUUUCAAAUUUGUCUUUAGAAUCACAGAAUCAACAAUUUCAAGGUGUGAAAUCUUUGGAGGUUACUCCGGAAUCAAAUUUGCAAAGUAUAAAACAUGUGGCAUUGUCUUCAGUAUCUCUUCAGCAAGCUCCAAAAUCUGUGAAGUCAGCACCUGGAUCACUGCUUCAAAUAAUGGAAUCGGUGGACUCAAAUCCACGAACAAGCUGUCAAAUGGUAGAUUCCUUUAAGACAAGCCUGAGACCAAAGCAUCAGGUUAUAGACUACAAAGAGAUGAUUCUAAAGCCAAGGAAUCAAGUCAUUAAAUCAAUGAAUUUAGUAACACCAGUUUAUCAAGUAACAGAAGCAUCAGACACGGCACAAAGGUUGGAAUGUCAAAGCACAAAAUCUGUAAAGAAAUCUGUAGAAUUGACCCCAAAUUCAAGUCAUAAAUUCAUGGAACCCUUAGAGAGUCCUCUGGAGCUAGAUCAGAAAGUACCAGAGUUUACAAACCUGACUCCAAUGCUAGGGGAUCAAGGCUUGUCACCCUUAGAGAAUAGCAACCAAAUCCCGGAAAUCCUGAAUUUGCUCUCUCAGAAAACAUGGCCUAAAGUUAAGGAUUUGGGGGAGUUAUAUAAAAGACCACUGCAGCAAGUUGUGGAAUCUGAAGGGAUGACUCCACAACUUCACAUUACAGAAACUUUGGAGUUUGCCUCUGAAGUAAGGCCACACAUGGAGGAAUUCCUUGGAAUGGCCCUCAAGACGAAGUCAACAAGUAAAGCCACUAGAUAUUUAAAGAGAUCAUCAAGACCCUAUCCUCAAGUCAUAGGAGCUAUAGAGAUAACAUCUGGAAAAAGAGCACAAAGGGAAGAAUCUGUCACAUUGUUUACAAAGCCAUCAAAUCAUGUACCUGAAUUUUCAGAGAUGAUACCAGUGUUAAUACAGCAUGUUCCUGAACCUGUGGGGCUGACAUCCAAGACAGGACUCCAAAUGAAGGAACCUAUGAAAUUAAACCUGAAGUCACAGGAUCAUGUGGAAUCUUCUGGGUUAGGAUAUCAAGUCCUAGAAUAUGUGGAUUUGACCCCUAAACAAUGUACUCAAAAGGAGGAAUCUUUAGAGUUACCCCCAAAGCAAACAAGUCAACUUGAGGGGAAUAUAGACUCUUUACAGCCCAUCUCUGUGACUUGGAAGCAAGGGGAGGGGUCAAUGAGACCAACACAGUUACAGAUGCAAAGUAUGAAAUCCUCAGAGAGAGCUCCAGGACCACUGGAUCAGACUAGUCCAAAGUCACUAGAGAAAAUCACAAGACCUACAAAAACACAGCUUCAAGUUACUCAGCAAAUAGAGGUAGUCAUAAGACCCCCUGAAAAAGUGGUUGAGUAUGUGAAAGUGACUCCUGGUCCACCUCUUCAAGUUGUGAAUUCUGUGCCAUUAGUGCCAGAGUCAACAUCUCAGAUGGCAGGGUAUGCUGAGUCUUCAAAACCACAAAAAGUGAGACCUUCAGAGUAUAUGUCAGGGAUAUGGUUGCAAAAUGCGAAAUCUAAGAAGUUAACCACAGAGCCAACACAUCUAAUUUUGGAAACAACAGAGUUAGCAGGGUUUCAAAUUGUAAAGACUGUGUUAAACCCAGAGCCACCACUUCAAAUUGCGAACUCUGAGGAAUUAACACCAAGACCAAUGCCUCAGGUUGUUGAACUAAAAGGAGAUGCCCUGGGAACAGGGAUUAAAGUAAUUGAUUGUUUGGAUUUACUCCCAACAUCAUAUAUUAAAAAAUUGGCACAACCGCCAAGGUCAAAUGCUGAAGUGAAAUCUGCACAGUUCACUUCACAACCAACACCUCCAUUUUCAACUCCUACAGUGUUGACUUACGAAGAACAGUUUCAGACUGUUAAUUCUAUAGGGAAGAAAACAGGGCCUUCUCAAGUCAUGGAGCCUGUGGGUUUGAAUUUAGGGCAGGUGUGUCAGAAUAGGGAAUCUGAGGAGUUAAUAUCAGGAGAAUUACAAGUAGAGAAUUACUUCUCUAGGUUUCUAUACAGUUCUUCAAACUCAUUUAUCUCAAAUUCUGCCAAAACAUCAUUUGAAUUAGGAGAGCUUUGGGAUUCUGAGGAUCCAGAAGUAGCAAGAACUUUGAAUAUAAAAAAUCUUAGGAGAAAUAUUUUGCAUCCUGGAGAAUCCUUCCUAACCCCAGAGAUGAUACAAUCUUCAAUCCAUUCCUUAGCCUUUCAUGAUCAAUUUUAUGAUAUGACAGAAACCACACAAUCUGAGAUUCCAAGAAUAGAUGUCUUAUCUAAGGAGAGGACAAAGAGGAAGCAGGUGGAAGAGAUAGAGAACUCAUUCCAGAGUCUCUUCCAACAUCUGCCACAAAGACAGCGAUCACCAUCGAAGGCCUACCAGGCAGGAUCAGGUGCUCGAAGAGGUCUUUCCUCAUCCUUCUUAGGCAGAAAACAGAAUGUCUGGGAGAAUCACUCCCAGAGGCAGCGUCUACCUAGAAAAUAUCUCUCCACUAUGCUAAUGCUUGGUAAUGUUUUGGGGACCAAUAUGGAAAGGACACUUUGCCCUUCAACAUCUCUAAUGGAAAGAACAACUGCCAGUGCCUGUCAAUCUAUUCAUAAUUUAUUCGGGAUUCCAACUGAACUGAUGGAAUUUUCCCAGAGUCUGCUUGAGAAGGCUAGAGGUGCUAUUUCGCAGCCUUCAGUGGUCAAACACUACAUUCAAAGACACACUUCAUUCCAUAGUGAUGAGAAAGGCCUGGCCUUAAAGAUGUGGACACGUAGCUCCCUGUCCUCCAUAAUACAGCAAUACUGUAGGAGUCAAGUAAGAAUAAAGGAAAGGAACCCAGAGCCAUGUAAUAUACCACAGGAAACAAUUCAGCACAUACCUGUUUCAUAUAAAGAGUGCCAGCUUCCUGUCUCAGUAAAAUCAGGGUCUUCUUCCCUCAAUUUACUUUUUGUUAGUAAAGAUCCAAUUCUAAUGGGAGAAAGUGUGAGCUCACAUGACUCACAGACAAGGAUUAUUGAGUCUCAACACUCCCUCAAGUCAAGUUAUCUUUCCCAGUCCAAGAAUGAUUUUUCAGAACAGUUCCAGUUGCUACAAGACCUGCAGCUGAAAAUAGCAGCAAAACUACUAAGGUGUCAAAUACCCCACGAUGUGCCUCCACCUCUAGCUUCAGGCCUGGUUCUAAAAUACCCUAUCUGUUUACAGUGUGGUCGAUGUUCAGGAUUUAAUUGCUGUCAUAAAUUACAGGCCACUUUUGGGCCUUACCUUCUUAUCUAUCCACAGCUCCACCUUGUAAGCACUCCUGAAGGCCACGGAGAGAUAAGACUGCAUCUUGGCUUUAGGUUGCGAACUGGGAAAAGACCCCAAGUUCCAAAGUAUCAUAGAAGAGACACAUCUGGUACACCAAGGAGCUCUAAAUCACCAUCACUGAGAAAGACUAAAAUUUAUACUCAAGCUUCCAAGAGCCCUACUUCUACAAUAGAUUUUCAGUCUGAGCAUUCUCAGUAUUCACCUAUACACACUGGCACCAGUCAAAGGCAAAGGGGUAUCCCUAUUUUAGUGGGAAAGACAGGCACUGGAGAACUUGGGCAUUAUGAAUCUACUUUAGUUCAGUCUCUGCCAGAGACUGACUCUGAAAACAGUCAGUAUAGAAAACGGGCUAAAGGGAAAAUCCGAAAGACCCCUCAUUCAAGAUAUUCAAAGAAAAACGCCAAAGGGUCAAAAACAUCGAGCACUAAGUCUUACAUAAACAACAAAACCACAGUACAGAGGCCCUCUAGGGAAUUACCUACUCAGUUAAGGAAGACGAAGAGUGGAACAUCACAGACAACUACUCCUUUAAAAAGACAACCUAUAAAUUCUCCCCAACCCAGAUUCAUUCAACUGCUUUUUAAGGGCAUAAAGCAGGCAUUCCAAACAGCCCACAGAUUUGUGGCUUUGGUUGGUCAGAAGCCAGAAGACAGUAGAAGGCCAGACCAUUUGUGGCCAAGUAAAAAGUACUACCCAAGACAAAAAAAUGUAGACUAUCGCUCAGUAAAGGCUACGACAAAAAAGAUAUCAAUUGUUAAGUUAAGGUCAACUGACUCAACCACUAAGCAGGAAAACAUGCUGUGGGAAGAAACAAAACAACUAAGGUCAGCUCAACAACCAAAAAGUGAUAGCUCUUUCCAGUCUAGACUUAUAUGCCAGCCAAAGUCCACAGCUUCUCAAAAAAGUACAAUUUCCAAAACCAAUUCAUCCAAGAAUUCAGAGCAUCCAAGAAUGGCUCAAAAUGAUAGCAGCAACAAAAUCAAGAAAAAUUACAGAAAUGAAACCCCUAGUCAUAAGUCUAAGAACUCCAAAACAGGGACCAGAGAUCAGGUCCAAGAGAGAGUCCUACAUGGUUCUGCUGUGAGGAAAACCUCACAAUUUAAAGAGAAACCCACACAUAAGGAACAAAACCACACCGGUGUCUGUAGAGAUAGAAACCCCUAUAGUCCUUCUGAGAGAAGUCAAAACAAUCUCUCUGACAGAAGCCAUCUCUCUGUUUCUGGAGGGAACCAUCCAAGUCCUUCUCAGAGGAGCCAGAAAAGCCCCUGUGAGAGGAAAUGUCGUAGUCCUUCUGAAAGGAGAUGCCGCAGUCCUUCUGAGAGGAGAUGUCGCAGUUCUUCUGAGAGGAGAGGUCGCAAUCCCUCUGAGAAAACUUAUCCAACUCCUUCUGAAAAAAAUCAUCCUGGUUCUUAUGAGAAACGACAGCACAAGCUCUCAGAAAAGAAUCAUCGAAAUCCUUCUGAGAGGAGCCAACCAAGUAACUCUGAGAAGAGUGGGCCCAGCUACUCUGGGAGGAGUGGACACAGUCAAUCUGGGAAGAGCCAACAUAGUCACUCUGAGAGGAGCAGACACAGUCGUUCUGAAAAGAGUGAACACAGUCACUCUGAGAGGAGUAGACGCAGUCACUCUGGGAAGCGUGGACACAGCCAGUCUGAGAAAACCCCUGCCAGUUCCUCUGUGAAGACCCUUCACAGCUCUUCUCAGGAGAGAGUUAAGAGCAAUGGCCCUAAGGAGAGGCCUAGACACUUGUUGUUUAAAGAUGUCAAGAGUCACUCAAAGCUUUCAUCUGGAGCCUCCCCCCCAAAACCCAAAGCAGGCCAAAGUCAGAGGCCUGCAGCUCGGUCCUGCCCUCUAAAUCCUUGAUUCCCUCAAGCAUCAGCAGAACUGGCCUUUCCUGGCUUUUCCUUUUCAGCCGCCAUCCCUUCCCUCAGUCAUGAAGAGCACUGGGUCUCUAUGUGGAGGGAGAGGUGCUUGGGGGAUGGAUUUGUACUUUAUGAUGAAUAAAGAGGCAAAACUUGA
Messenger RNA from Erinaceus europaeus (western European hedgehog), 16431 nucleotides. It is a transcript of the gene SPATA31H1, whose product is annotated as SPATA31 subfamily H member 1. The transcript is spliced from 5 exons. The record is from RefSeq and is a predicted model, not a curated record. The coding region runs from base 1 to 16275 and encodes 5424 amino acids. Lineage: Eukaryota; Metazoa; Chordata; Mammalia; Eulipotyphla; Erinaceidae.